Molecule: messenger RNA, 5343 nt
Organism: Thecamonas trahens ATCC 50062
Lineage: Eukaryota; Apusomonadida; Apusomonadidae
Exons: 2
Coding region: 1-4902 (1633 amino acids)
Biological process (GO): protein deubiquitination
Cellular component (GO): nucleus; cytosol
Molecular function (GO): cysteine-type deubiquitinase activity; cysteine-type endopeptidase activity
Source: RefSeq, a predicted model, not a curated record
AUGGACGAGUACUCGUUGGAUGCGUUUAAUCCUCGAGAAGCGUCAAAGGCGGCGACAGGGGCUGGCAAGAGUGGAGGCGGUGGAGAGGGGCGGCGAGUGGGCCAGUGGCUGCCUCGUGCGGCCAAGGGUCGCGGGGAUGCUGGCUAUGUGGGCAUUCUCAACCAGGGUGCCACAUGCUACCUCAACUCAUUGCUACAGAUCAUGUACCUCACGCCCGAACUCCGCGCUGCUCUCUUUGCUCUCGACCAGGAGGAGCUCGGCAUGUCGUCGCAGGCUCUCGAGGUGGCCGACGACGGCUCGGUCGCCUGCGCUGCCAUGUUCCAGUCUGACAACUCGGACGCUGGCGCUGCGCCGACCACCGGAAGAGGCUAUGGCGUGAGCGAUGUUGACGAUGUUGGCGCCAGUGAUGCUGCUGCCGACGAAUCUGACGAUGCCGACACUGCUGAUGUCGACGCUCCCGACUCGCCCGCAGCUGAUGUUGUCGUCGACGACGCCACUCUGGAUCUGAUGUCGGGUAUGGGCUUUUCGAUGGCGCAAAUCCAGGCGGCGUGCCGGGCGUACCCGGAUCCGGCCGACUCGGAGCAGCGGGUCAACUUUGUGCUCGAGGGCGGCGACCUGUCGCGGGCAGGCCGGCGGCGUGCGACCGACCGCUCCACCGGAAAGCCGCCGCGGUCGUUUGGUCCGUCGUACCGGCACGGCUCGCACAACCGCGAGCCGGUGGUCGCGUACUCGUCGCGGCCGGGCGCCGACUCUUCGGACUCGGACUCAUCUGCUGGUGGCUUUGGCAACAUGGGCGGUGCCGACGACGACCUGGACCUAUUUGGAUUUGGCGGCGACGGCGGUGACUCGUCGUCGGGCAACGAUGACGGCGUCAUGGAUUUGUUUGGCGGCGUGUUUGGUGAAAAUGAUGAUGGCGAUGACAACCAUACUGCCGAUAGUGAUGACGAGCCAGCCACGGUCCUGGCACCGGCACCGGCACCGGCACCAGCACCGGCCCCAGCUGAGGCUGAGGACAAGGCCAAGGCUAGGGCCGAUGCUGUGCCCGAUGCUCUGCUCGAGGUCGCGCCCGACGUCGAGGUUGAGGCUGACGCCGCGCCCGAUGCCGCACCCAAAGUCGAUGCCGAGCCCACAGUCGAGGUUGAGGCCGAUGCUGCGCCCGAUGCCGCACCCAAAGUCGAUGCCGAGCUCGACGUCGAGGUUGAGGCCGACACCGCACCCGAUGCUGCACCCAAAGUCGAUGCCGAGGCCACAGUCGAGGUUGAGGCCGAUGCUGCGCCCGAUGCCGCACCCAAAGUCGAUGCCGAGCCCGACGUCGAGGUUGAGGCCGACACCGCACCCAAAGUCGAUGCCGAGCCCACAGUCGAGGUCGAGGCCGAUGCUGCGCCCGACACCGCUCCCAAAGUCGAUGCCGAGCCCACAGUCGAGGCCACAACCGAUCCCGCACCCGAGCCUGAAACGCCGCAGCUCAAGGUUCUGCUUCAGCUUCAGGCUCUGUUUGCAGAGAUGCACUCGCGCAACGUUGCCGCCAUCUCAACCCGCUCGCUGACUCGCCGUGGCUUUCAGUGGCUCGACAACGAGUCAUUGCAGCAGCACGACAUCCAGGAGCUCAACCGCAUCUUGUUUGACGCUGUCGAGCAGCAGCUGCGCAAGACGUCGGCGCCCAACACAGUCCGUGCCCUCUACGAGGGCACCCUCCUCAACCGGAUCAUUUGCAUGGCAUGUGAGACCGCGCGCGACCGGCCCGAGUCGUUCCUCGACCUCGUCAUUCCAGUUGCAGGCUUUGACUCGCUGCCGGCUGCCCUCGACUCGGUCCUCGACUACGAGGUGCUUGAGGGAGACAACCAGGUCUCGUGCGCCGUCUGCGACUCGAAGCAGGAUGCCCGCAUGGGCGCAAAGAUCGCUGAGCUGCCGCCGCUCCUUGUCUGCAUGCUCUCGCGGUUCGAUCAACUCGGCCUUCCCUUCCCGCUUGUCCUCGACAUGGCGCCUUACACCGCAGACUAUGUCGCGCCCGACGCCGGCAAUCCUGAUGCUCCGUACGAGCUGCUUCCGUCCGAGGGCGAGCUGUUUCAGCCGUCGGUCGACCCGGCCUCGCCUGCGCUCUUUGACCUAGUCGCCGUCGUCAUCCACUCGGGUGGUGCCUACGGCGGCCACUAUCAUGCCUACGCUCACGAUGUCGCUGCCGCCACCAACGUCGACCCGGCCUCGCUGCCGCAGUUUGAAGAUCCGGCGCUCGAGCGCGCUCGUCUUGCGGGCGCGCCCAACCUUGCGGGCUGGUACGACUUCAACGACUCGCAAGUCACCCCGAUCCCUGUCUCCACCCUCGCCUCGCAGUACGGGCAGGAGUCAGCUACCGAGUGUUCGUACAUGCUAGUCUACCGCGCCCGCUCUUCGCUCGCCGCUGCGCGUGCCGCCGCCGCCGCCGCUUCCCCGCCGCCGCAUCUUGCCGCGCUUAUUGCCUCCAAGGAUGCCCACUAUGCCGCUGUCCGCUCCGAGUACGCCGAGAUGGCCAACUACGCAGAGCUGGUGGUCCACUCGGCUGCAAACUACGUUCUUCACAACGGCGAGCUGACCGCCAUCAAGCGGCGCGCCAACGUCAUCGCGCCGACCCACGCCGUCCAGCGCAUGGACAUCGACCUCCGUCAUACUCUGGCCUCGCUCCGCAACGACAUCAAGGCCGCGUUUGGCUCCGCUGUUCCAGGCUCUCCCGAAGACAUGCUCCUCCACUCGGUCUCGACCCGUAUGGGCAAGCUCCUGCUCUCGCCAGUCACAACUCCACCAGAGACUCUUCUUCGUGACGCUGGCUUUGACGUUGACGGACUCGUUCUUCUCGCCUGGGACGGCACAACCGUUGACGGCCAGCUCUGGACCGGCGCCGAGGAGAAGAUCGCACUUGACCUCAUCUUUUACCCGAACGCCGCCAACUGCAACGACCACGUCACCAUUCCGGUCCGCCUCCGUGAGGUCGACACGCUCGCCGAGGCCAAGGCUGCCAUCGCUGCCCAGCUACCGGCUGGUCUCGAGCACUUGUCCGCGCUGCCGGAUGUCACACCAGCUGCACUGGCCGCUGUUGCGGCAGCUGCCGCCUCUGGUGACUGGAGCCGACUCCUGCUCUCCCGGCUUGAUGCCUCGGGGGUGGCCGCGCUCUCGGCAGAGCCGGAGACCCGAAUCGCAGCGCUUGGUGUCUUUACACUCGGCUCCAAACUCACGCUUGAGCUCGCACCUGACGACGGUGCUUUUCUCGCACAAGCCCACUUUAUCGAGCGCCAGUUCCAGCUCGACAUCUGCGUCACUGACUCACUCACAGUCCAGUUUCCGCAGGCUGUGUUCAAGCUCGCGGUCAAGAAGACAAUGACUGUGGGCGAGCUCAAGAAACUGGUGUUCGAGCAGCACGUCGAUCACACGCGCCUACCUCCCACCGGCCCGUGGCGAACCUCGGCCGCCCUGCCGUGCAUGCGGCUGGCGCGUACCUCUGGCUGGGGCCUCCACGGCAACCAGUUUGCCUCGGAGCGGCUCUCGCUUGCCGACGCUGGGGUGGUCAACGGCGAGAAACUGGUGCUGGAGGAGGGUGAGGCACCUGAUCCUGACAAGGUCAACGUGCGCUUUGUCUACGGCUCGGCCGACGGUGACCGGCUCUCGGUCGAGCAGUCAGUCCGCUGUGCCAAGUCGCAGAGCCUCGCCGCGCUCAAGGCACUCAUGGCUGCUCGUGUUGGCGCAGAGCCGGCCGCUGUCCGGCUGCGCGAGACCGAUCUGUGGGACGGACCGGCCGGACUCUACGCCGACGAGAGCCUCGCCCUCGAUGACGCCAACAUCCACGCUGACGACCUUGUCUGGCUUGAGGACGGCAAGCCGCCGGUGCCAGGCGCCAUGAUUCUCAGAAUUGAGCUGUACUCGCCACCUGGCGCCUGGUCCGUCGACGCCGCGCUUGCUCCCGCGUCUGCUGCCGAGGGUGAUGAGUCUCCACCCAUGCCUCCCGCUUCAGCCUCGGCCAUCGAUGCCAUGAUUGCGCGCAGCCGAGACGUCGAGACUGCUUCCGACUCGGCCCUCGCCGGGUCGGAAAUGUCGUCGCCAGUCCUCCGCAUCCUCCACGCUGACGAAUCGCGCUUCCUGUCGUUUGGCGAACUUGAGGUCUCGGCCUUUGACUCGACGCGGCAGUUUCUGGAGAGCCUCGCGCCGCGGUUCUCACGCUGUGGGGGAAAUCCAGCCGCGCUCCGCCUUUGGUCACCGAGCCAUCCGCAGCGCUUGCUCACGGCGCCGCCAUUUGGCACCGAGAGCGAGGCAGACCCACUUGAUGUCACCCUCGGCGCACACCAGCUGCUGGACGGCCAGUCGCUCACUGUCGAGAUUGUCGAUCCCGCCUCCAAUGCCCUCGCAGACACCGACCUCGUUCUAUACUUGCACGUCCGCUCGCCGCUUCGGCGGAUGUGGAGCAGCGUCCAGGAGUUUAUCUUUCGGGCAGCCACGGCGCCGACACCCGAGAGCCUCGCCGCCGCGCUCAGCAAGGCGCUCGGUAUCCCGCUUGACGCGCUCCUUGUCGCCAAGUACGAUCUCGGCAUGGCGCAGUGGCGGGUGGUGACCCGCGGGUCGGAGCGGGGAGCGCACGAGGCGUCAGCCGCCGCUGCUGCCGCCGCGGGCGACGACGAUGAUGGCAUGGGCAUGGCGGCAUCGAACAAGCAGUCCAAGACGCUCAGCUCGGGGAGCUUGCGCGAAGCGCCGUACUUUAUUGCGCACGGAGACGUUGUCGGAGUCAAGGACAUGCGCGAGGACCCCGCCGACAACGACAACUUUGUGUCGAGCUCGUCGUCGACUGCUGACUUUCUCACCUCGUGGUCGGCCACGUCGGCCGCCGGCGGCACUGCGCCCAGCGGCUCGGGCGCAGAGGCACAGUUGCGAAUCAACUAUUGAAGAGCUACUGCACCUUGCAUGGGCCGGCGGCACCGUCGUCAGCGAGUAGCGCCUCGUUCGACUCGAUGAGCUCACGAUGCGGCGCAACAGGCCCAAGCUCACCUUGUGAGCGCCGGCUAGCCCUCGUCUUGGCAAAGAACGGGUGCUGGAGCGCCUCAUCGACAGUGAUGCGCACGUUCGGAUCUUCGGUGAGCAUGCGGUCGAGCAGGUCGUGGAUCUCUUUGCGCUUCGAUGGCUUGACGUGACUCAUCUUGGCCACCAGGUACUUGCGCUUCAUGCGGCCGCGGUGGUCGAGUGGGACGUUGAAGACGAGCUCAAACAUGAGAACACCAAGCGAGUAGACGUCGACUUGGGGGGUGUAGCCGCGCGAGCACCGCGCCCACUCGUCGGCAACCUCGGGUGCCAUGUAGCCCUGCGAUCCGGUAAAGGUCUUGGGCGGCG